GAAAAGACAAAAAAAAUAAUCCUAAUCUGCUUAGGAAAGAGGUUUUUUUUUUUUAAAAAAAAGAAGAAAAAGGAAAUUUUGUUUUUUUAUCUUUUAUUUUGGGGGAAUCGGGGGUUGUGUUCUUUAAGGUAUCCACUUUUUGGUUGGCUCUGUUUGCUGUUACAUUCCAUCAAGGGUUAAUGCCUCUUUUGCACACCAUAUGAAUGCUCAGGGCUCUGAAUCCAUGAAAAGGAUUUGUGAUUUGCGAACCUUUUGUGAGCAUCUGAUUUUGGGUCGGAAUUGGGUGGUUGUGUUGAUUGGUGUGAUUUAUUCGUCUUCAAUUGGAUCUCCGAAUUAGCCCGCUACAGAUAAAACACAAUGGGCACCCAAUGUGCUCCGCAGAGCAUGGGACUACCAAGUCAAGAAACGAUUCCUCAAGAAAUGGAAGUUGACUUCAGCAAGGAGGUCGACUACAGAGAAGAUCCAGAGAGCGCAAAAUUAGAUUCUGGCUCUUGUCCAGAAGCUACCGUGAAUCCAUCAACACAAACAACUGGUGAAUCUGGUGGUUGCAGUGAAGUGAAAGUUAAACGAUCAUCGAGGCGGAAGGCGGACAUAUAUUAUGGUAUAUUCGACCUAAGCUCGGACGAGGAUUUAGAUAGCGAGAAGCCCUCCAAGGAUCGUUCCUCAAGAAAUUCCAAGCAGAGUAAUGAUGCAAUCACAAGCCCAAGGAAGGCUAAGCGUGAAAAGUCAUCAUCAAAAUGGAGACUAGAUGAAGCACGUAGACCUUUGAUUGAUGAAGCUCCUGUUUUCUAUCCAACUGAGGAGGAGUUCAAAGAUACACUUGGAUAUAUUGCCACCUUACGUUCAAAAGCAGAAAAGUACGGAAUAUGCCGCAUUAUUCCUCCGAGUUCUUGGAAACCACCAUGCCCUCUAAAGGAAAAAUGCUUUUGGGGAUGUGCUGCGUUUACCACUCGAGUCCAACAGGUUGAUAAGCUUCAAAACAGAGAGCCGAUGACAAAAAGAUCCAAAAAUCGUUGUCAAAGGAGGAAAAAGAGAAGAAAGCGGUUGAGGUUUGGGAUGACUCGCAGGCGUAAUAGUUCCAAUGCUUCUGAAAAUAACGACUGUGCCACCUCAGAUACCGAGGAGAAGUUUGGGUUUCAAUCUGGGUCAGAUUUUACACUGGAGAGCUUUGAAAAAUAUGCUGCUGAGUUCAAAGAGAAGUAUUUUGGAAUAAAUGCCACUAGUCAAAAUUCAGUUCGUGAUGACAAGGAGAUUCCUCAAGAGCCGUGGCAACCCUCGGUGGAGGAGAUUGAAGGAGAAUAUUGGCGGAUUGUUGAAGAACCCACCGAAGAAAUCGAGGUACAUUAUGGUGCUGAUUUGGAUACCGGAAUGUUUGGUAGCGGGUUUCAGAAAGCAUCACCGUCAAAUAAGAGCGAAUCAGAUCCAUAUGUUGUGUCAGGUUGGAACUUGAAUAACCUGCCACGACUUCCCGGAUCUGUUCUUUCAUUUGAAAAAGAGGAUAUAUCAGGUGUGUUAGUACCUUGGCUCUACGUAGGAAUGUGCUUUUCAUCUUUUUGUUGGCAUGUGGAAGACCAUCACCUUUACUCUCUGAACUACAUGCACUUUGGUGAUUCGAAAGUGUGGUAUGGAGUUCCUGGUAAUGAUGCUGUGAAAUUGGAAGAAGCAAUGAGAAAGCAUUUGCCAGAGUUGUUUGAAGAACAGCCUGACCUUUUGCAUGAACUGGUCACCCAGUUAUCUCCCUCAGUCCUAAAAUCCGAAGGAGUUCCGGUUUAUCGUGCCAUCCAGAAUCCAGGGGAAUUUAUUCUUACAUUUCCCCGUGCUUACCACUCUGGGUUUAAUUGUGGCUUCAAUUGUGCUGAGGCAGUAAAUGUGGCACCUGUCGAUUGGUUGCCUCAUGGGCAGUGUGCCGUUGAGCUCUAUAGAGAGCAACAUCGAAAGACAUCAUUGUCCCAUGAUAAGUUACUACUUGGUGUUGUAAGAGAAGCCGUUAAAGAGCACUUACAGCCCUCUUCUCUGCAUAAUAGAUGGCGAAGUGCUUGUGGAAAGAAUGGAGUACUUACUGAAGCCUUUAAGACAAGAGUACAGAUGGAGCAGAAAGCAAGGGAGGGUCUGAGUUGUCUUUCCCGGUUCAAAAAGAUGGACAAGGAUUAUGAUUCAUCAAGUGAGAGAGAGUGUUUUUCAUGCUUUUAUGAUCUGCACCUUUCCGCUGCUGGUUGUGAAUGCUCGCCAAGCCGAUUCGCUUGCUUAAACCAUGCAAGUCUUUUGUGUUCUUGCGAACCAACAAAAAGAUUCAUGUUCUUUCGGCACGAUAUCGAUGAAUUGAAUUCUAUUGUGGCAGCUCUUGAAGGUGAUUUAAGCACGUUGAAAUUGCGGGGAAGUACAUUGAAAUUAGAUGAUUUCCAACACCGAGAAGUUGGUAAAUGUGAAGAGCGCAAUGGCCGUUUUCCUGAUCUUAAUAUGGAAACUCCGGAAUGCUCCAGUCAACAAAAGAAAAAUAUAUCUUUAGCUAAAGAAGAGCAAGGAUGCAGUCCCGGUGUUCCAAAACCGGCUUGUUCUUCAAAUUCCAUGGUUAUGGGUGUAAAUGAUCGUAACGUGGAUAAGUCAUUUAUGGAGUAUGAGCAACUAGGGAUAAGUAAUUAUCUGAUUAGGUCUAGUUCUGAGUGUGGGUCAUCGAUGUCUUUAAAUCAUUCUUCGGAGUUGGCUUCUCCUUGUAGAUUUCCUAUCAGGAACUCUAAUGAAGCUUCGUGUUCUAGAGAUUCUGAACGCCCUCGUAAAUCUAGCUCGAAGCUGUUUGGAGUUGACCUUCAACGCAAUGGUCAACUCAGUCAACCUGUGAAGGCUCCUUCAAAUCAACUCAAGGAGAUUAGUAGAAUAUGUGAGAUUCCGAAGUAUUUCGUCGAGCCUCUUGAGUUUGGAACUGCGAUGUACAGAAAGAAUUGGUACAGCAAACAAGCUAUCUUUCCAAAAGGAUUUAAAAGUCGUGUGCUGUUCUUCAGCGUGCUUAAUCCAGCGGAGACAUGCAGUUACAUUUCGGAAGUGCUUGAUGCUGGACUGCUGGGGCCCUUAUUUAAGGUGACAGUAGAGGAGCAUCCAGAGGUUUCCUUCACUCAUUCUUCUGCUUUGCAAUGCUGGGAACUAGUAAGGGAGAGACUGAAUGAAGCGAUAAUUAAGCACCGUAGCUUAGGAAAUACAAAUCUUCCGCCACUGCAAACCCCGGAUUCUGUAAAUGGGCUUGAAAUGUUCGGAUUCUUAUCACCACUUAUUGUUCAGGUUGUCGAGGCGCUCGAUCCUUAUCAUCAAUGCACUGAAUACUGGAUGUCAAAGUCGAUCACAUCAUCUGCGCCUAAAAGUACAGAUAGAAAAGAACUCUCCCCAGGAAACACGCAGAAAUUAUUCGGAGUUCAUUUAACUAAAACGGAGCAGAAUAAUUUAGACGUUAACACCAAUUCAUCGGUCGAAGAGGUCCAAAACAUACUUGGUGGACUUUUCAAGAAAGCAAACCGCGAGGAGUUAAAAAUGAUGCACAAAAUAUUCUGCGGCGGUUCCGGGAGCAGCAGUUGGAGAGUGGCGUUUGCUACACUGCUCGAAGAGAUCAAGAAGGAUGUAGAUAAAUAAAGACGAUAGGAGAAGAAAAAAGAAAAUCAAAAUAGUUCCGUUUUCUUUUUUCUUUUUUCUUUUUUUUCUUUCCUUCAGAUUCCUCAGAGCCGCAAUUGCCAUUGAAGCUCGAAUUCUUUCUUUCCCGAAGCUAACACCAUUGACAUCUGCAAGUAUAGGAUUGAGAUUUUCAUUUCAUUUUUCCAUAGUCAAGUUCCUUAUUGACAAUUGUUGAUUGCUGAAUUAUGUUAGCAUUGUGUUAGAUUGAGUUCUUAGAGAAAUUUGUAUUCGCGUCGAAUGUGGUAAACUGGAAAUUGUAUGGAGCUUAUGUACAAAAAUAGCCUUGAGUUUCAGAUCAAGAAAAAAAGUUUUGAUCUUCGUUCU
Ananas comosus (pineapple) is the source of this 3978-nucleotide messenger RNA. Its product is annotated as lysine-specific demethylase JMJ18-like. Gene Ontology annotation, molecular function: histone H3K4me/H3K4me2/H3K4me3 demethylase activity. The coding region runs from base 358 to 3615 and encodes 1085 amino acids. Gene Ontology annotation, biological process: chromatin remodeling. The transcript has 12 exons. The record is from RefSeq and is a predicted model, not a curated record. Lineage: Eukaryota; Viridiplantae; Streptophyta; Magnoliopsida; Poales; Bromeliaceae. Gene Ontology annotation, cellular component: nucleus.